This is a messenger RNA of Melospiza georgiana, 2711 nucleotides long. It is a transcript of the gene GNE, whose product is annotated as glucosamine (UDP-N-acetyl)-2-epimerase/N-acetylmannosamine kinase. The record is from RefSeq and is a predicted model, not a curated record. Gene Ontology annotation, molecular function: UDP-N-acetylglucosamine 2-epimerase activity; N-acylmannosamine kinase activity; hydrolase activity, hydrolyzing O-glycosyl compounds. Bases 149 to 2317 code for a protein of 722 amino acids. Gene Ontology annotation, biological process: UDP-N-acetylglucosamine metabolic process. NCBI's taxonomy places the organism in Eukaryota, Metazoa, Chordata, Aves, Passeriformes, Passerellidae. The transcript has 12 exons.
AAGAAAAAAGAAAGAAAACUAUUCUGCUUCUUAAAAGACUGUUUUGCGUAAGUGAAGAGAAACUGCUUUGUCAGAGGGGUCAUGGUGGUCCUAGCUCAGACAGGAGGUGUACUUCAAGAAUCUUUCAAAACAGAAGCAGAAGGAAGUAAUGGAGAAGAAUGGAAACAACCACAAACUUCGUGUUUGUGUUGCUACUUGCAACCGUGCUGAUUAUUCAAAAUUAGCUCCCAUUAUGUUUGGUAUUAAGGCAGAACCACAGUUUUUUGAGCUUGAUGUCGUGGUGCUUGGUUCCCACCUGAUUGAUGAUUAUGGUAACACCUAUCGUAUGAUUGAACAAGAUGACUUUGACAUUCAUACGAGACUGCACACCAUCGUGAGAGGGGAGGAUGAGGCAGCUAUGGUGGAGUCGGUGGGCCUUGCAUUAGUCAAGUUACCUGACGUCCUCAACCGCCUGAAACCUGACAUAAUGAUAGUUCACGGGGACAGAUUCGAUGCCUUGGCCCUGGCCACGUCCGCAGCCCUGAUGAACAUUCGCAUUCUUCACAUUGAAGGUGGGGAGGUCAGCGGGACCAUCGAUGACUCCAUCAGACAUGCCAUAACCAAGCUGGCCCAUUACCACGUGUGCUGCACGAGGAGUGCAGAGCAGCACCUGAUAGCCAUGUGCGAAGACCACGACCGCAUCCUUUUAGCAGGCUGUCCCUCGUAUGACAAGCUUCUCUCUGCCAAAAACAAAGAUUACAUGAGUAUUAUUAGCAUGUGGCUAGGUGAAGAUGUCAAAACCAGAGAUUAUAUAGUUGCUCUGCAGCAUCCUGUAACCACAGAUAUUAAACAUUCCAUAAAGAUGUUUGAGCUGACACUAGAUGCACUCAUCUCCUUCAACAAGAGAACACUUGUUCUAUUCCCUAAUGUGGAUGCAGGAAGCAAAGAGAUGGUUCGUGUGAUGAGGAAGAAGGGCAUUGAACACCAUCCCAAUUUUCGGGCAGUGAAGCAUGUGCCAUUUGACCAGUUCAUUCAGCUAGUUGCUCACGCUGGUUGUAUGAUUGGUAACAGCAGUUGUGGUGUCAGAGAGGUGGGAGCAUUUGGCACACCUGUCAUCAACCUGGGGACACGGCAGACAGGAAGAGAAACAGGUGAAAAUGUUCUUCAUGUUCGUGAUGCUGAUACACAGGAUAAGAUUCUUCAUGCUCUACAGCUGCAGUUUGGGAAGCAAUAUCCAUGCUCAAAAAUAUAUGGAGAUGGUAAUGCUGUUCCAAGGAUUUUGAAGUUCCUUAAAUCUAUUGACCUCAAAGAACCAUUGCAAAAGAAAUUCUGUUUUCCUCCUGUCAAAGAUAAUAUCUCUCAAGAUAUUGACCAUAUUCUAGAGACACAGAGUGCUCUGGCAGUGGAUCUAGGCGGAACAAAUCUCCGAGUAGCAAUCGUCAGUAUGAAGGGUGAAAUAGUUAAGAAGUAUACCCAGCUCAACCCUAAAACCUAUGAAGACAGACUAGCGUUAAUUCUAAAGAUGUGUGUAGAGGCUGCAUCAGAGGCAGUAAAUGUAAACUGCAGAAUUUUGGGAGUAGGUAUUUCCACCGGUGGACGGGUAAACCCUCGAGAAGGAGUUGUGCUUCACUCUACAAAACUCAUUCAGGAGUGGAGCUCUGUGGAUCUCAGAACUCCUAUAUCUGAUGCUUUGCACCUGCCAGUCUGGGUGGACAAUGAUGGAAACUGUGCUGCUCUAGCAGAGAGGAAAUUUGGUCAUGGAAAAGGAAUAGAAAAUUUUGUAACACUGAUUACUGGUACAGGAAUUGGAGGUGGAAUCGUUCAUCAGCACGAAUUGAUCCAUGGCAGUUCUUUCUGUGCUGCUGAGCUUGGGCACAUUGUGGUAUCCUUAGAUGGACCAGAGUGCCUGUGUGGCAGCCAAGGAUGCAUAGAAGCAUAUGCCUCAGGAAUAGCGUUACAGAGAGAAGCUAAGAAACUGCACGAUGAUGAUCUGCUUUUAGUAGAAGGAAUGUCAAUGAAGGAGGAGGAGAUUGUUAGUGCUGCACACCUUAUUCAAGCAGCUAAACUUGGGAAUACAAAAGCAGAGAGCAUUCUCAGAACAGCUGGGACAGCGCUGGGCCUUGGCGUUGUGAACAUUCUGCACACGGUGAACCCGUCUCUUGUGAUCCUUUCUGGGGUUCUAGCUAACCACUAUGUUAAUGCUGUCAAAGAUGUGAUAAAUCGACAGGCACUGUCCUCUGUUAAAACAGUGGAUGUGGUGGUCUCAAAUCUAGCAGAUCCUGCUCUUCUUGGAGCUGCUAGCCUGGUACUGGAUUAUACCACACGUAGAAUAUACUAAAGAAUUACAGAAGAAUAGAGAAUUGGACUAUUCAAAUUCCUAAUGGGUGGAGGGAAUACUUUGCCCCAAAUUUUUCUUUGAUGAGAGCAGCUAAUGAAUCAAAGUAGUGUUCUGAGUAGUUAGUGACUACUUAAGCAUUUCCUAAUUGAGGUAUUAUCUUUUUAUAUUUUUCCUAGAUUUCAGCUGACUUCAUUGGAAGUAAUGUGCAAUUCUGGUUUUUUAAGCACCUCUGUUGUUAAGCCUAUACAUUACUUUUGAGCGUGGCUGAUUUAUUUAUGAGCAUCUCUUGCUGUAUGGGGAUAAUGUGUAUGGUGUAUAAAAUUAUUAUAACUGUUGGGGAUCCAUAUCUCAUUUCCCACUUAUGUGAAAUGAGACGCUUACCAGCUUUUCAGUU